AUGAGUACUAGUCUUCCAGGCCUCCUGUCCUGGAUAACUGCGACCAUUGAACAACAGCGUGGGCUGUUCUCAUCAAUGCUGGAUAUUGCUUCCAAAUUAGAAAGUCAGUUGGACAUUUUAGAUCCACCCGGAGCAGACCAGGACCCAGCGCACUCUGCAGGCCACGAAGUGCUUAACAUCCUUGCGUUGGAAAAAGAAGCAAAGGCAUAUAAUGCAUGCGUCGCAGAGAUACGCAAAGCGCUGAACUUCAUUGCAACUAUUUCGCAGAGUCAGAAUCCCACAGAGGUGGACCAGUCCAACCUUGGCCAGAAUAUUGCAGCCAUGCUGAAGGGGAGGAAAUUUAUUCAUGAGACUUUUGCAGACUGCAGCACAGAGCUGCUGGGAGAGAUCCAGCAAGGUAUCGACCAGAGUCUAUUUGCUAUUAAACGACUAAUAGCCACAAAGACACACCGGUUCUAUAUUCAGCGCCGAGAUAUACUAGUGUUCGUCGAAGGAUCAGCAAGCGGUGUUUUGCUUUCAAAUUCAGGCCUUUCGCGGACAACUUCUCUUGUAACACAAGGAGCUGGUAAGGUAGCCCUAGAACUCCACUCGUUAUUGCGAUUCCAUGUGCAGAUGUUUGCCGACUUUGUCGAGCGGCUUCUUCCAAACACGCCUCUCUAUUAUCUCCUGAAGCAUAUAACCCUUGCAGCAUCCCUGGACGCCUCUCCCAGUGCUCAAGUUGCAAACACCAUUUAUGACAAUGGACGACCUUCAGCACUAAAUUCCUCGUUUCUAGCUCUGUUUGAUGCCCUUAUAGCAUCUCCGGCAUCUCCUGGCACCUUCAAGGACGCCUUUUUAGAGUUCAUGAAUCAGCGCAUAGACUUUCUACUACGUGUGUGCUCUAGUAUCGUAUCAUCUUACGGAGUUCUCAAGUCAAGAGCCUACUCCAAACUAAAAGGUGUACCCGCCAUGGAUACUUCUAAACUGAGGACUGAGACCCUUCUGAUAGCAAUCCUUGACUUCUUGAAGAAGCUUCCUGAUACCUUGAAAAUUAAGAACAGCAGGGAUCUAAAGGACUAUCUAUUAUUCAACGAUACUCAGCCCAUCCCACCUAUUCAUGACUCACCAAUCCGUGGGGACACACAACUCUCUGUGCCGUUGCGCCUACUUGCACACUUACACCGAGCAAAGCUCAAAGAGGGUGUGGCCUCUUUCAACAGGUCAGACUACAUCAAGGCCAUCGAAGACGGGCCUGCUUCAUCACCACCGCCUGCUCUUUAUAAGCAGGAAUCACAUCCAUUUUACUACUAUUUUGUGUACGUCUUGUCUAUGCUUUUGGACGAGCGUGAACAGCUUGUCAUGUUCAUUAACUUGAUGCUUUCCCACUACUGCGGUGACGCGACACCCUUUAGCUCAGGGCUAAUAGCCGAUAGCAAGCCUCUAGUAGAAAGCGCAUGUAGGCUAAUGGACGUCUGCUAUUCGUAUAUUGCCACGCCAGUUCUUCAAUAUGUCUGCCAAGUGUGUCUUGGGCUGAUUUCUAACAUUGACACUAAGCGCUUAACCUUCGAGACUCUUGAUAUACUACAAGUAUUACACGCCAUGAUACCUAUUGUUUUCUUGACUAACUACACGGAAAUACUCAGCUUUUCUCUUGGUGGCUUGCCGAUGACUGACGCGCCGAGCAAGCUUGUUGCUCAGGCUAUAGGGAAGGAGACCACUGUUUACGACAGUGAGAGCUCAUUUAUAAACGGCAUGGGAAUGAAUGGUACUCUCUUGAUGACUUCCCAGGGCACUGUGGACACCGACAGUUCUACUGCUAGUAAGUUCACGUGGAACAUUCCAUUCGAUGCCAUCAACAACAUAGUUCAUGGGGAUCUCUUCACGUCUUUGCCAAAGCUCUACACAGCCAUCAUUGACAUGCUUGGUCCUCUCUCUAGUAGCGUCGUAUCUUGUAGUCUCAAUCAGCGAAACUUCUUAGACCAGCUCCUAUACUAUCAAUACACUAAGUCAGACCUUAAUCUCUCUACAUUUGAUAGCCUCAGACAUGACUUUCUACUGUUAGUGAUCUGUGUCGCUCUCAAGAGUAAGGAGGUGCUUACUGCCUUUGAAGAAACGCUCUUCGUCAUUCCAACACGUACAGACAGCAUUAAUAUAAUCUCAGAAUUACCAAAUAUCAUUCUUUGGCUCAAUCAGCAGGGUCUCUACUCGAAGAGCAUCUCUCUUUGCUCAGAUAUCGUGAAAGUGGCUCAGGCGCUCUCUCCUGCACUCCUUGCCAAUGCAUCCAUAGAGGAUACUGCCCCGCAUAAUGGCAAUGUCAAUCAGGUCUGCACUUCUACAGGCUUUUCAGCCACCACAUUCGUGGACAGUGGGGCAGAAUUUGUUCUCCAGGACUACCUCUUCCCCUCAGGGUCUGAGAGUCUGAAGACGGCCGUUCUCGAACAGAAGCUCUACUAUUUGUCGUGCAUUCUUUUGUACCGCACUCAACCACCCAAGGGCCUGGUGAACAGCUACCUAUUUAAGCUCAACAACCUGAACUACCUUUCUGAAGCUGUCAGUUCCGACAACGGACCCUUGCGUAGCCUUGUUUCACACGAGUAUUCGAGAUUUAUACGCAAGCAAGUAGAUAAUUUAGUUGCCAAGUACUAUGAAAUGAUAUGGAAGCCAGCUCUUGUUGCGCUUGAUCUGCGCCGCCUUAUAAGUGAUUUGCAACAUGUCUAUGACAAGUGGCACGAACGAAAUAGUCAUGUAAUUACCAAGGUCGUAAUGAGUGAGCUCUCAGUGGUGCUCGACCAGGCUCGAGAAGUCUCUGCUCGCAUAGAAGGGACGGAAUGUGUGCCAGAGUCCUGGACAGCGUCUGAAGUCCAAGAUGACACGGAGACCCUUGGAGGGACUCAAAGGCCAGCGUCUCACGCAUCCAUCAAGAGCAGAAGGAUCACUGCCACACUAACAUCUUGCCUACCAAAAUUUGAGGGUCUGAUUCUCCCUCUUUUGGAUGCUCAUGUCACAGCCACUGUGCCCUCCGCGUCUCUUCAAAGAAAAAUCCAAGACUACGUACUUAACAAUGUGCUAGUCGUUGUCCAACAGUACUACAACGUGUGCCAAUUCUCUCCAAUCACUGCCUCUGCGUUCAAAACCCAUAACAGAAUUUCUCCGCAGAGCAUUCAAAAGCAUAUAGAGAGGUUCUUUUGUGGCACGCCUGGUUCUGCCUUGCCCUACACCACUCCUAAGUGA
Giardia duodenalis is the source of this 3210-nucleotide messenger RNA. RefSeq lists its product as uncharacterized. The coding region runs from base 1 to 3210 and encodes 1069 amino acids. Gene Ontology annotation, cellular component: exocyst. Gene Ontology annotation, biological process: exocytosis. The record is from RefSeq and is a predicted model, not a curated record. NCBI's taxonomy places the organism in Eukaryota, Fornicata, Diplomonadida, Hexamitidae. The transcript has a single exon.